AGUUUUGUGUAAGCGUACAAACUUAGAUUAGCUACCUCCAGUAAACAUUUUAAAAGUAUCUUUUUUAUAUUACAAUAAUAUUAUAAAGUUCACUUUAUAUGAAAUAUGUGUAUAAAACCAAAAUAUUAUUCUUAAUCAAAAUAUUAUUAGUCUUAAUAUUUUAUAAAUAAUGUCUCAUCGUAAAGGGCUUUAUUAACUUAUCAGGAGGAAAAUCAACAAAGCAGACGAUAUCUCUCAUAUCAUAAGUAUCUAUUGUGCGUGUAGCUCUAUCCAACUGUCCUACUAUUUGUAGGUAUUUAUUUUACAUUAGCUGUACCCGUGACUCCGCGUUCGACAAUUUUUUUAGUCUGUAGCUAUUUCCUCGCUCUCUCUAAGAAGCGCAUUACAAUAGUUAUUUACGAUACAAGUACAGAAAAUAUGAAAUUCGUAACGAGUGGUGCUAAAUUAAAACACCACCGAAGGGAGUGUUUUAAAUCGACACGAGUUACGAAUUACCUAUUCGCAGCGCACGUGUAUCGUACAACGUUUUACAGUACAUACGGUCCUUUAAAGUUUCGCCAUAUGCACGGAAAGUGCUCAUUCCCACACGGGUUGGGGAAAGUAGCACCAUAUGUACUGUACAAUGGUAAGUAGUUGUGUAGGUACCCAUCCUAAAGUUGCUUAAGUUUUCUGAAUGUCAAAUGAUAUCAAUACCUUCAUACACUGUCAACUUACUGUUUACUGUUGCUACAGUAUAAAGUGAUUCUAGUUUAGUACAUAUUUGCAAUUUUUAAAAUUACCACAGUUUUGAAGUUACCCCAACACAUCUUACAGCAGUUUUACCGUGAAAAUAUACCUACAGUCAGACAGGGGGACACGUAACUAACCAUUUUUGCAUAAUAUUAGAGAGAUUCAAAUUAUCAAUCCCGUUGUCAAUCUCCUUUUCUCAAUAUUAUCUCUCAAGAUCACGAAUAUCACGAUCAGCAUUCCAACGAUACCGAUAAGUGUCUUGUCGAUAUGUCUUUCAACAUCUUUGUCCAGUAGCACUCGAGCUAAAUCACGUGAAGCUCGUCGAAAUAAUGACAGUUCUGCCUGUAACAAGUGAGAAUGGAAAUCAAGUACGUAGAAAACUGAAGAAAUGUUCCAAAGAUCUGUGUGGUGUAAAGACAGUGAAGAAAAGACUACCUAUAACGGAAUGGCUACCCGAAUACAAUCUGACGAAACUGAUCCAAGAUAUAAUUGCUGGAAUCACAGUAGGACUGACAGCUAUUCCUCAAGGCAUUGCAUAUGCCGUCGUAGCUGGUCUGUCUCCUGAAUAUGGUCUUUAUGCAGGAUUAAUGGGAGGAUUUGUCUACUUAUUCUUCGGAAGCUGCAAGGAUGUUACUGUUGGACCUACAGCCAUCAUGUCUGCAAUGGUAUCAAAAUAUGUCUCCGGCUAUUCAGCAGACUUCGCUGUUCUGGCAGCUUUCGUAUCUGGACUGGUGGAGCUUGGUAUGGGGAUACUGCAACUUGGAUUUAUGGUGGAAUUUAUAUCAAUGCCAGUCAUUAGCGGAUUUACAACCGCCGCAGCUUUACAAAUAGCUGCAGGCCAAUUAAAAUCGAUAUUCGGCCUCGACGGAAAAUCUGGAAAUUACUUUGCAGAGUCAGUGUACAAUUUUGUAUACAAUUUUAAAAGUAUGAAAGUAUGGGAUCCGAUUCUUGGAUUUUCAACAAUCGGUAUACUUUUGGUUUUGAAGAAUAUUGGACAAGGGUGCAGCCGUACUGACGGCUUAACAAAGCAACUUCGGUGGUUUGUUUCACUCGGUAGAAAUGCUGUGGUUGUUAUAAUAGGUAUGAUUAUAGCAUAUUUACUAAAAAUAUCGACAGGUACUGAGCCUCUUAUUCUUAUUGGUGAUAUUGGGAGUGGACUACCGAAAAUAGAACCUCCUCCUUUCAGUACAACCGUAGGUAACGAAACUUAUACAUUUAGUGACAUGAUGUCAGUCCUGGGACCUCAAUCUCUAGUGUUACCCUUAGUAGCUAUUUUGGAAUCCGUGGCAAUUGCAAAGGCUUUUGCAGGAGGCAAACCAGUGGAUGCCACUCAAGAAAUGAUGGCAUUAGGAAUGUGCAAUAUAGUUGGUUCAUUUACUAAAAGCAUGCCUAUAACUGGCUCAUUUACACGAACAGCUAUAAAUAAUGCUUCAGGAGUACAAACCCCGGCAGGUGGUGUCUUUACUGGUUUUUUAAUAUUAUUAGCUUUGAGCUUAUUGACGUCUACGUUUUAUUUUAUACCUAAAGCAUCGUUGGCUGGUUUGAUUAUAACAGCAAUGUUUUCUAUGAUAGAUUUCGAUAUAUUUGGAAGAUUAUGGAGGAACAGCAAAAUUGAAUUAUUGUUAAUACUUAUUACAAUGGCAUUUUCUUUAUCAAUCGGAUUAGAAUACGGGAUUGUUGCUGGAAUAGUUGUUAACGCUGCGAUAUUAUUAUAUACAGUUUCACAACCAUCUGUGGAAAUAACUACAAUAUUAUGCGAAGAAGGAGAAUAUUUAUCAAUACUUUUACCUGAUAAAUUGCCAUAUUGUGCGGCUGACCAUGUUCGGAAAAAAGUAUUACAUGCAUCUCAAAAUGUAAGAAAUGCAGCAAUUGUUAUAAAUGGAUCAAAUGUCAAAAAAAUGGACUCCACCGUGGCUUCAAACCUCAUGUCUGUGAUUCAAGAUUUGGAUAAAACUGGCCGAAAAGUUAUCUUUUUAAACUUUUCCAAUAGUAUAGUUAACUUAUGUCUUGACAUUAAUCCUAAAUAUACUGACAGGUUUGUUAUUGCCUGUAACUCUGAAGAUGUUUUAAUAAAACCAUAAGAUCUUAUACUCUUAGUUUCGCAUGUUGUAUUACAUAUAAUGUAAGUUAUUUUGACGGAUUACUGUUUUAAAUGAUGAUUAACAAAUAAUUAUGAUCGACCAAUAAAUUUAACAACACUAAAA
Cydia pomonella (codling moth) is the source of this 2933-nucleotide messenger RNA. Its product is annotated as sodium-independent sulfate anion transporter-like. The record is from RefSeq and is a predicted model, not a curated record. Gene Ontology annotation, cellular component: membrane. Gene Ontology annotation, biological process: transmembrane transport. Lineage: Eukaryota; Metazoa; Arthropoda; Insecta; Lepidoptera; Tortricidae. Gene Ontology annotation, molecular function: sulfate transmembrane transporter activity. Bases 1059 to 2810 code for a protein of 583 amino acids. The transcript has a single exon.